AUGGACAUAAUUCAUCGAAUUGAAUCGACCAAUACUUCAUUGUUCUCUCAGCUGCGUGGAGUGUCUUUUGAACAGGUGACUGCCAAUCUGAAUGCCAUCUUCUAUGAGCACAUAGCGCGAUGUCUACAGCAGCGUCUUGCAGGUGACAUUGCUCUAGGGCGAUGGUCCGGCGGCAACGUGCAGGCUGGUGACAUUUUCAUCCUCGCCUCUGAGGAGCUUCAUUUCCUCCUCCACAUCAUCGAGAUAGGGAAUGGUCUUGUCACCUUUCAGAUCCGUGGCCUUGAAUUUGCUGGUACUUACUGUCAUGAGCAGGAGAGCAACGGCCUGUCGGAGCCACAGUUGGGCGAUCGGGACUUCUGUUGCUGCACUCUGCGUCGUCUACCUGCUGCUCUACUCAGUCCUAACUCAGCCAUCCGUCUGCGUUGGCUGGCCUGGCAAUUUGUUCACACGCCCUACACCAUAGAGGGUUAUCGUCUCAUAGAUCACAGCGCUGCCACCUCCCUUCAGGUCAUAGAUUUUCGCAAGAUUGUCCUCGCUCUCUUCAUUCAGUGUCUCCUUUACUUCACGGCACGGUUGCCAAAUCUAUCGGGUCGAUUACAACUCCUCUCUGCCGAAUUGACGGAACGCUUUGUGGGUGAGAAUAAGGCGGAUUUGGAUCCUGUAUUUAGUAAGAUUUUCGAUGAGGACUUUGAUGAGUCGAUCUCGGGUGUGACUCGUGUCGCCUUCGUUCGAGUCUACGCGGAGUGGAUUCGCUACUGCCUCUCUAGGUGCUCAGAAAAUAAGUCUGUUGAUGCCUCUGAUGAGUCCGACCUAAUGACUCUUUGCUACGCGAUCUCCCUUCUUGGACGGCGUUGUUUGGGCGGUGUAUCUGGACACUUGAACAAUGCCUUGGAAACUUUUCUGCACUACCUACACGAUGUGUUCAAGGGAGAUGUGCAGAUUUCUGCAAAGGACGAUUGGGUGUUUGCUGAUGUUGACCUCCUGAGGAUUGUUGUCACACCAGCAAUGCGAGUGGCUUUAAAGUUAUACCAGGAUCACUUUACUUGGAAUCCGCUCUCCACCAAUCGAGAGUUGUACCGUGCCAUAUGGAGCACUACACAGAAUGUUAUCAUCUGUCACGAAACCGAUCCUCAAUGGCGUUCAGCAGUGCUCAAUGACGCGGAACGUCUCUUUUCGUUCCGUCGCAUCGACUCAGGCACUACACAGCAAUGCUUCCGUUUUAUUAUGAUGAACAAGCAAAUACUCUCCUUCCAAGUCAUCAAGCUCAACAGUGAGUGCGUACGUGGUUUCUGGGCUGGUCAGUUGCGAGAACAGAUCUUUCUUCGAAACAAUAAUGCAGAGCGCGGAAGUAUUCAACACGCGAAGCACGUGUUGCGCAAUCUUAUCAACUCUAGCUGCGAUCAGCCUGUUGGCUACCCUAUCUACGUAAGCCCCCUCAUCACGAGCUUCGCGGAGAGUCAUCCACAGUAUUGUCAAGUUGCUUGUCCCAAUUUUUCUAUCCCCGGGCUGAUGAGGUCGCUAUUGAUUCUGCAGGAUCGUAUCAAACAAUACUGUCGACGUAGUUAUCGAUGUGGUGGUGGUGGCGGCGGAAGCAAUGACGGUAAGCGUUAUAUUCUCGAACGAUACAUUGUCAUAGAUAGAAAUGGAAAAGGAGUUCCAGUUUUGCAAAUGGCAGGGAGGAUCCCCUGGGUUCUAGUGAUGUUCAUUCAUCACACGUAA
This is a messenger RNA of Hydatigera taeniaeformis, 1719 nucleotides long. The record is from the annotation of a GenBank genome assembly. NCBI's taxonomy places the organism in Eukaryota, Metazoa, Platyhelminthes, Cestoda, Cyclophyllidea, Taeniidae.